Messenger RNA from Empidonax traillii (willow flycatcher), 2584 nucleotides. It is a transcript of the gene CCDC78, whose product is annotated as coiled-coil domain containing 78. The coding region runs from base 202 to 2034 and encodes 610 amino acids. Gene Ontology annotation, cellular component: cytoplasm. Lineage: Eukaryota; Metazoa; Chordata; Aves; Passeriformes; Tyrannidae. The transcript has 17 exons. The record is from RefSeq and is a predicted model, not a curated record.
ACGUGUCACCCCCCCAGAGCUUGUGGGAAACGCUGUGAGCUCCUCACCCCCAGCCAGGAUCUGCACCCCUCACCCUGAGCGGGCUCUGGGGAGAAACCCCAGCUGGAGGCAGCACAAGCUGUGGAACAAAUGUACUUCCAAGAGGGGUUGCAAUAGCUCCAAAGGUUUAUUUGUCUGCUGCCAUUUAUCAGAGCUCCCAGAAUGUUCAGUCCCUGGGUAUCACAUCCAUGGACCUUCAUCCAAUCCCCCUCGAGGGGCUGCUCCAGCAGUCUGGCCCAGUUGCUGCCUGCCCCACAGUGUGCUGAGAUCCCGGCCUCUGAGCACAUGGAUCUUGGAAUUGUUGGGGGGAACGAGAAGGUGCAGCUGCAGGAUGGGAACGAUGGGAUGGACCGGCUUGGAGACCCCCAGGAGGGGGUGAGGCAGGUGGCUGGCUCCAAGGCAGAUUUCCCAGCCGGGGUGCUCUUCAGUGAAGAGGAAAAACUGAAGAUUUCCAAAGACCUCGUCGAUCUCCAGAUAGAGACCAACAAAAUGAAGGAGCAGUAUGAGACGGAGAACUUUGAACUGAAAAAUAUGGUCCUGGCCCUGGAGAGCCGUGUGCGGGAGCUGGAGCUGUGCAGUCAGAAGGUGACGGGGGAACGAGAUUCCCUGCGGGAACGCCUGCGAGCCCUGGAGAGCGCUCGGAAGGAGGUGGCACAGGAGUACAUCAUUCUGAAGAGCAACUACCUGGCCCUCGGGAAAGAGCUGGACCAGGAGGUCAGGAGGAAUGAAGAGCUCACCCAAGAGCUCCUCAACCUGGCCAGAGGCAGGAUCACCCUUCCUGGCACAGAGAGCACCCACCCACCUGCCAUGGCCCAUCAAUCCUCUGUGGAGCUGGAAAGAGAGAAAGGGAAGCCUGAAGACGUAGUUGCCUCUGAACACGAGCGGCAGGAGCUGGAGAGAAAUUUGCUUGGAAACCAGGAUCACAUAAAAGUGGAGCUUGAAAAGCUGAAGAAAACCCACGACUGGCAGCAGCAGAAGCUGGAGGAGCGAGUGCUGGGGCUGGGGAAGGAGCUGCAGGAGGCGAAGGGAGCCAUCGGGGACAUGCAGCGCAGGCUGGUGGAGCAGUCAGCGGUGAGGAUUCCUUCCCCUGCUCCUCCUGGGAGCCACGUGCUAUUCCUGAGCUUCCAGGGAGGGAUGCCUUGUAUCCAGGUGCUGCUCACAUCCCAGAGCCAGCUGCAGGAGGUGGAGGCAGAGAACUCCCGGCUGCAGCUGCGGCUGAAGGAGCUGAACGAGGAAUAUCGCUCCCGGCUGGCGCGCUACAUCAGGGACGUGGCGAACUACAUGGACAGCAAAUCCAGCCACAUGACAGGACACAGCAAAGCCCCAGCUGAUCACGCUGCCAUGAAGCACUUUGUGGACAACAUGCUGAAGGAUAUCCGGGCUUCCUACAAGUCUCGGGAAGAGCAGCUGGCUCGGGCAGCACGGGGGUACAAGAAACGCAUGAAGGACUUGGUGAAGAAGCACCAGAACCUGCUGAUUGCCUAUGGGCUCCAGCGAGAGCAGAUCCGGUCCCUGGGGAGCAGUGCUGUGGAUUGUGGCCCUGCUGAGCUCCACUUCUGCAUCUCAGACCCAGAGCUGCUCACAAACUCCACCCGGGAGCUGAACCGGUUGCGGGAGGAAAAGGCGAGGCUGGAGAUGCAGCUCCAGGAACAGCAAAAGAAAAGACUGAAAGAAGCCUCUGCCUCUCCACUGCCUCCAGAGCAGCAGCUGGACGAGGAGGGCUGGGCAGAGGUCCGGAAGCAGCUCCGGGAAUUGGCACACACCACCCAGGAGGAUCUGGAGCAGGAGAGGAGCCAGCUGCUGACUCGGGCUGUCGUGGCAGAGGAGCAGGUGCUGGAGCUGCAGGAGUACAUAGAUCAGCAUCUUGCCAGGUACAAGCGGGAGAUCCUGCAGCUCAGGAACGCCGAGGGCAGCGAGGGGCCACGUGUGCUCAGUGCCAGGGCAGCUGCUGCUCCCCCCCUGCCCAGGGCCAGGACUGCCAGCCAUGAUCCAUAGCACUCCACGAUCCACGGCAGCACCAGCGUGGGGAGGGGCAGGAUUCGAAGCAGGAGGUUUGUGUUCUGUGGACUGCCGGGCAAGCACCCUGCCCAGGCUGGGAGCUGCGAAGGAAAGCAUGUGGGUGUUCCCCGUCUCGAGUUCACAGCACUAAAACGAGACAAGACAACUGUGUCUCGUCUUUCCUCGCCUAUCCCCGGGCUGCAGGAAUUCUGCUGUUCCCCGAGCACAUCACGGACACGGGCUCAGGUUCCCAGGCAGCUCUUUAAUGCCAGGCUGCAGGGACAGGUUCCUGUUCCUGCUGGAACAUUUCUGCUGGCUGAGACCUGGACCAGAGCCCGAGGGCUGCUCCUGCCUCGCUCCCCUCCCCUCCCAGCUCCCGUGAGAUGGAGCCAAGGCUGGCUCAAGCCACUCUGAGGCUGGACAAAGGAAUGAGCUGCUUUUUACUUGUGAGGAGGGGGAGGCCCUAGCACAGGUUGCCCAGAGAAGCUGUGGCUGCCCCUGGAUCCCUGGAAGUGUCCAAGGCCAGGCUGGACAGGGCUUGGAGCAA